Messenger RNA from Acanthosepion pharaonis, 1098 nucleotides. Lineage: Eukaryota; Metazoa; Mollusca; Cephalopoda; Sepiida; Sepiidae. The record is from the annotation of a GenBank genome assembly.
AUGAGAAUUCAUAUAAGUGAAUUAACCAAGACGCAGUUACCAGAAGGAGUUUAUGACCUUGAGGCGAGAGAAAUCAUAAGGGUCAAGGGAAAGGGUGGAAUGCGUACCUACUGGCUGAACGGCAAAUUAAAGAAGGACAAUUUUCAGGAAGUUUUGGUUGGAAAUCAAGAAGCAUCCCCUAACAGUGCGACCGGGGACAUGACGGAAAUUCCUAAAGAAACCUUAAAAGACCAUCACUUACCUUCCAGUGAAUUAAACAGGACGUCUCCUGCGACGUCGAAAGAGGAUGAUUUUGACGGCCGAUCUCUUUAUUCACCGGUUACUUACGAGGCAGCAACACGUCGUCGGAGUUCGUCACGUUCCAUUAAAUUAACUCUUACCUCUGCUAGAAGUGCUCCGGAUUCGUUUCCUGUGAAAGAGAAUCUGACCCAGUCGAACGUUUAUUCGAUUGUACCCAACACUGACAGUGUCGAUUUGCCACGACCAAACUUAACGACGUGCUCAUCAGCCCUAAAAUGUGAAUCGCUUAAGCCAAGUGGCGGGGAGAAAAGCCGAGACAAAAACUGUAAUCAACAUUAUCGCGAAGACAUGAGCCACGUUGCGAAGUCAGGUCAUGGCAUAUGCAAGUCAGAGUAUGGAAUUCGAAACGGUCUGUUUAUAUCUAUCUAUCUAUCUAUCUAUCUAUCUAUCUAUCUAUCUAUCUAUCUCAGUCUUCAUAUCUAUUUCAGUCUGUUUAUAUCUAUCUAUCUAUCUAUCUAUCUAUCUAUCUAUCUCAGUCUUCAUAUCUAUUUCAGUCUGUUUAUAUCUAUCUAUCUAUCUAUCUAUCUAUCUAUCUAUCUAUCUAUCUAUCUCAGUCUUCAUAUCUAUUUCAGUCUGUUUAUAUCUAUCUAUCUAUCUAUCUAUCUCAGUCUGUUCAUCUCUCUCUGUCUCUCUGUCUCUGUCUGUCUGUCUGCCUGUCUAUCUUCCCGUAGUGAAAUUACUCAAUGGACCACUAAAAUAUUAUCUAUCUAUCUAUCUAUCUAUCUAUCUAUCUAUCUAUCUAUCUAUCUAUCUAUCUAUCUAUCUAUCUAUCUCAGUCUUCAUAUAUCUGAAAAUUAA